UUCACCACAAACAUGAAAUCUGUAAACCAAACAGUUGUUUCUGGAUUCAUUCUCCUGGGACUCACAGAUGAUAUAGAACUGCAACUCAUCAUCUUCAGUGUAUUUCUUUUCAUGUAUCUUGUUACAGUCCUAGGAAACCUGCUGAUCAUUCUGGCCACCAGCUCUGAGUCCCAUCUUCACACCCCCAUGUACUUCUUUCUUUCUGGUCUUUCUUUUAAUGACAUCUUUUUAGUCACAUGCACAAUUCCAAAGAUGCUGGUAAAUAUACAAACACAAGACCAGAAUAUUACCUAUGUAGGAUGCCUGACUCAGGUCUGCUUUGUUUUGUUGUCUGUUGGUAUGGAAAAUUGUCUUCUUGCAGCAAUGGCAUAUGACCGUUAUGUUGCUAUUUGCCAUCCUCUUAGGUAUAGGAUCACCAUGAACCCCUGCCUCUGUAUCCUAAUGGUAACAUUGUCUGUGAUGGGGAGCAUGGCGAAUGCCCUGGUAAAUGGUCUGAUGGUGUUACAUCUAACCUUCUGCACAGAGUUGGUAAUCCCACAUUUCUUCUGUGAACUUACACAGAUUACUAAACUUGCCUGUUCCAACACUCUUAUUGACAACAUACUUAUAUACAUUUCAUCUUGCAUAUUUGGUGGUGUUCCUCUCUCUGGCAUUAUUUUGUCUUAUAGUCAAAUUGUAUCCACUGUCUUGAGAAUGCAGUCAUCAGAAGGAAGAUACAAAGCAUUUUCCACCUGUGGGUCUCACCUGUCAGUUGUCUCCUUAUUUUAUGGAACAGGUUUUGGUGUCUACAUUAGCUCAACAGUUACAGAAUCAUCCAGGAAGACUGCUGUGGCUUCAGUGCUGUACUCUGUGGUCCCUCAAAUGAUGAAUCCUUUUAUCUAUAGUCUGAGGAACAGAGACAUGAAGGAAGCCUUGAAGAGACUCAUCAGUAGGAUGCUUUCUCCUCUAUGA
Arvicola amphibius (Eurasian water vole) is the source of this 951-nucleotide messenger RNA. RefSeq names its product olfactory receptor 7G2-like. Gene Ontology annotation, biological process: G protein-coupled receptor signaling pathway. NCBI's taxonomy places the organism in Eukaryota, Metazoa, Chordata, Mammalia, Rodentia, Cricetidae. The transcript has a single exon. Gene Ontology annotation, cellular component: membrane. The record is from RefSeq and is a predicted model, not a curated record. The coding region runs from base 13 to 951 and encodes 312 amino acids. Gene Ontology annotation, molecular function: olfactory receptor activity; G protein-coupled receptor activity.